AUGGGUGGCCGGUAUGCUGCUGUGAAUAAUAUGGGUGGCCGGUAUGCUGUCAUGAAUAAUAGGGGUGGCAGGUAUGCUGCCGUGAAUAAUAUGAGUGACAGGUAUGCUGCCAUGAACAAUAUAGGUGGCAGGUAUGCUGCCAUGAACAAUAUAGGUAGCAGGUAUGCUUCCAUUAGUAAUAUGGGUGGCAGGUAUGCUGCCAUGAAUAAUAUGGGUGGCAGGUAUGCUGCCGUAAAUGCUGUAGUUGAUUCACAUUUUAAUGGUUUAAAAGUUACGGUCCGGGUAGUUCACCGCCAUGGCUGUGCCACGCUGGGGUCGAUAUAUUUUGUCUACCAUGUUGUGCUCUGUGUGGUGUGGCUCCCGGACACAGGUGUCGUGGGGCGCGUGUGGACUGCCGGCCUCAGCACCCAGAUCCUCCGCCACCAUCACCUCUCACCAUUUGCUGCACGUCUGUCCAACCCAGUGUCAACAAACUCAUCAGAUGGAAGUGACUCACAGGGAAACAUUCUCUUCCCGACCGUCAACUGGAGAUUCUUGCACGAAUGGGUGGAAGUUCCUAGGCGUGAGACGGUGGUGCUGGUGGUAGGGCCUGCUAAGUGGGUGACGGAGGUGACCCUACAGCUGACGUCCCGAGGAGUGUUUGGAUGGCGGGAUACUCUGGUGCUGGCGCCCGUCGGCGGAGAGUUGAAGACAUCGAGCCUCACCCCUCACCUUCCUCUGGGCCUCCGCCUCCUCCUACUCCAGGAGACCCCGGAGGCGCAGGUGACGUCAGCACGGUGCGCAGGACUGGUGAAGGCUGCGCAGGUGGUGGAACGCAGAGGCCAAGUGGUGCGCAGUGUUGGGUGCUGGCGGGGGGGUCGCCUGCACCUCACCUCACCCAUCCUCCUGCCCCCCAUCACCUCACUCAGGGGCGCCAACCUCACUAUAGCCAUCCCCACGGGAAACAACGAGAUCUCCUUCGAGGACGAGGGAGGGAGGCAGGUGCUGAAGGGGUACCUGGGCCAGAUGGUGACGGACUUCAUGAAGAAGGUGGACUUCGUGCCCAAGUUCACCAGCAGGUUCAAGACCAUCCACGAGUUAAUAAACUCCCUUUCUCACAGGGAGGCGGACAUGGCCCUGAUGACACUGUCAAUGCUGCCGUCGAGGGCGGAGGUGUUUGACUUCUCGGAGUGGUAUUGGAUCCACAACACCAGAUUCAUCACUAAGGGAGCCUCGCUCCAGGACGACUCCUUCAUACUAUUCCAAGUCUACCAGCUCAAGACUUGGUGUGUGAUCGCCGGGGUCCUGGUGUUGGCGGGGGCGGCGCUGGCCGCCACCUGGAGCAGUCAGCCACUCCACCCUGACGGUGCUGACGGCGCUGACGGCGCUGACGGCGCUGACGAAGGGAGGAGGAGGAGGAGGAGGGUCCCCGCCAGCACCGUCUCUACGGCUUUCUCCACUUGCUUUAAAACUAUUUUGUUUAUAGGCAAGUUUGUCCAUAAGUUUUGUUGUCGUGCACUCAAAUGUUUAAGUUGCACAAGUGGCACUUCACAGGAAUAUGAGUUCACUUAA
This is a messenger RNA of Procambarus clarkii (red swamp crayfish), 1551 nucleotides long. Lineage: Eukaryota; Metazoa; Arthropoda; Malacostraca; Decapoda; Cambaridae. The record is from RefSeq and is a predicted model, not a curated record.